CAAGGGCGGACGUAGGUCGAUGUGUGCUGUUUUAGCUCAUCAUAUUUUUCUUUUUUGUAUCCCAAUCUUGUGACCCUUAGAUUUUAUCCUGGGACUUCUUUUUUGGGAUUUAGACCACUUUAGUGAAUGUCACCUGGUUCUCUGGCUGGUUAGGCUGCAGGUCUCAGGGUUGUAUAUGAAAAAAAUAGGACCAAAGUCCACGACUCCUCGCGCAGCCUCAUUGCUUCAAUCAAGGCUAUUAUCGUUAGGCCCAAAGGCGAGAGUGUGAUUCCUGCUGCGGAGCUCUGUGACACGGACACGCACCAUGCUGCUGGAGCCGAGCAAAGGAGUCUCGUGAGGGGGCUUUUAUCUCGUUACAGGCGGGAAGGGGGGUGAGAAAUGCGGGCGGCGCGUUUAAAGGAACCCCGCUGUUGUGUUUGUCUCUACUGUCAACAACAGUCCUACUGCAGCUGCGCUCACGGCUCCCAUCAGUCCAUUUAACGGCGCUGCACCGAGGAAAUCCCUGGGACUAUGUGAGCAUCAUGCUCGCUGUGAGGUGCCUGCUGUUCGCUGCAGCGUGUGCACGGUGCGCCGUGACAGGUCUUAGGGAACGGGGAAGUCUGGAGGGAAGGGUGCCACCUGCAGAAGAGGUCGUUCAGCCCAAGCGGCUCCUGCAACAGAUCCACUCCCAGGAGGAGCUGCUCCACAGCCGCCUCGACACCCUGGUCAUAAACUCCACAGCCGGAGCGCAGCCCGUCCAUCUGGCCCAGUGCAGCUUCUUGGUGGAGGCCUUCGGCACAUCAUUCAUCCUUGACCUGGAACUCAACCACAACCUGCUUUCUACAGACUAUGUGGAGCGUCACUAUGGCGAGGAUGGGCAGCUGUCACAGAAUAUGGGAGGAGAGCACUGCUUCUACCAUGGCCGUGUCCGGGGGCUUCCAGGCUCCUGGGCCGCUCUGUCCACCUGCCACGGCCUGCGAGGAAUGUUUUCUGAUGGAAACUUCUCGUACGGGAUUGAACCUGUUGGCAGUGAGGACCAGAAUGACCACAUUGUGUAUCGUAUGCCGGACAUUGACCUCUUCCCACCUCCCUGUCCAGGAUGCUCCGUGAACAGCACAGAGCCCAAGGGGCAGACAUACGUCCACAGUGAAGGAGACGAUGAGCUGAAGGAUGGAGACGACUGGUCUGAAGAGGAGAAGCCUGUCUUUACAGAGGGCCUGCGACGCUCAAAAAGACAAGUGCGGCGAGGCCAGCGCACCGUCCAGACUGAGACCAAGUACAUCGAGCUGAUGGUUGUCAACGACCAUGAACUGUUUGUGCAGCUCCGUCGGUCGUCCACUCAGACGAAGAACUUUGCCAAAGCGGUGGUGAACAUGGCCGACGCGAUCUACAAGGAGCAGCUCAACACCCGCAUUGUCCUGGUGGCCAUGGAAACCUGGUCUUCUGAAAACAGGGUCUCUGUGGGCGACGACGCCUUGCUCACCCUGCGAGACUUCAUGAAGUACAGGAAGGAGAGCAUCAAGGAGCGCUGUGAUGCCGUUCAUCUUUUCCUCGUGGCAUAUCCCUGUCUUCACUACAGUGGCAGGACGUUCAUGAGCACCCGUAGUGAAGCGGCCUACAUCGGAGGCAUCUGCUCAAUCACCCGAGGUGGAGGCAUCAAUGAGUUUGGCAGUGUGGGCCCCAUGGCCAUCACAUUGAGUCAGAGUCUGGGCCAGAACAUCGGCAUGCUGAGAAACAAAGAGCGACUGGCUGCAGGAGACUGCAGGUGUCCAGACCCAUGGCUGGGCUGUAUCAUGGAGGACACAGGUUACUACCUGCCCAGGAAGUUCUCUCGCUGCAGUAUAGACGAAUACCUGCGCUUCCUCCAGCAGGGAGGAGGCAGCUGUCUCUUCAACAAGCCCACCAAGUUGUUAGACACACCAGAGUGUGGGAAUGGAUAUGUGGAGCUGGGAGAGGAAUGUGACUGUGGGUCACUAGUGGAGUGUGCACGAAGUGGAGCCAACUGCUGUAAGAAGUGCACGCUUACCCACAAUGCCAUGUGCAGCAACGGGCUCUGCUGCAGGGACUGCAAGUACGAGCUGAGAGGGGUGACGUGCCGUGACGCUGUUAAUGACUGUGACAUCUCUGAGACCUGCAUGGGAGACACCAGUCAGUGUCCACAUAACGUCCACAAACUGGAUGGUUACAUGUGUGAUGCUGGACAGGGUCGUUGUUAUGGAGGUCGCUGUAAGACCAGAGAUGGCCAGUGCCGGACGCUGUGGGGCUACAACUCGGCUGACAGGUUCUGCUAUGAAAAGCUGAACUCUGAGGGCACAGAGAAAGGAAACUGUGGCCCGGAGUCCAGUGGUCAGGGAUGGGUGCAGUGCAACAAGCAAGACGUCCUGUGCGGUUUGCUGCUGUGCACCAAUCUGACAGAUAGGCCGAGGUUUGGUGAACUGCAGGGGAGGCUCACCAGUCAGACAAUCCACCAUCAGAACAGAUACAUGGACUGCAGGGGCGGCCAUGCGGUGCUGGAUGAUGGCUUGGACAUGGGUUACGUGGAGGACGGGACGCCGUGUGGGCCAAACAUGAUGUGUUUGGAGCGUCGCUGCUUCCCCGUCACCACCUUCAACCUCAGCACCUGCCCGGGCUCCUCAACCUCACGCAUCUGCUCCCACCAUGGGACUUGCAGCAACGAGGUGAGGUGUAUCUGUGAUGCAGACUACACUGGAAAGGACUGUAGCGUGUUUGACCCGAUCCCCAUCCCCACCCCGCCAGAGGGCCCGGAGAAAUACAAAGGUCCCAGUGGUACCAAUAUCAUAAUAGGUUCGGUUGCUGGUGCAAUUCUGGUGGCAGCGAUAGUCCUGGGGGGGACUGGCUGGGGAUUUAAAAACAUCCGAAGAGGAAGGUAUGAUCCCGCCUUUCCGUCCUGAUCCUGAAAACAUUAUCAGAGUCUUGAAUUGGCGUUCAUUAUGUCGACAUAAUGCCAUCUGUUUUAUAAGAAUCCUCUGCUUCUUUAUCUGCUGAGCACCUUAAAGAGAUUUAUAAACCCCCCACACGUGUAUCUGUCACCUGCUUUUAUGGCAUUAGUUUUCAGCAUAGGGACAAGUAUAUAGCAUGAACCAAUGGCACAUACCACAGCAUUUAUUUAACCGAUGCUAGUUUGCAAUACUCUUCAAUACAUGGGCCUUUAAAAUGCACAAAGCACUAUGCAUCUCAAUCAUAGUUGUUUUAUUAGAAAACAUUAGUAUCUAUAAUCCUGGUUUGCUUCAUUAAUAUUUGUACUGCAUGUCCCCUCACUAACCUGGCUGCCAUUUCUAGGAUGUAGCUGCAGUGUCGACUUUGUAAUGUGGAUUUCAUAAGACUUUCAAUAAUAAAAGUGAACGGCUCUUUUAAGUUUU
This is a messenger RNA of Cottoperca gobio, 3359 nucleotides long. RefSeq names its product ADAM metallopeptidase domain 11 (gene adam11). Bases 522 to 2891 code for a protein of 789 amino acids. Lineage: Eukaryota; Metazoa; Chordata; Actinopteri; Perciformes; Bovichtidae. Gene Ontology annotation, molecular function: metalloendopeptidase activity. The transcript has 27 exons. Gene Ontology annotation, biological process: proteolysis. The record is from RefSeq and is a predicted model, not a curated record.